This is a messenger RNA of Ctenopharyngodon idella (grass carp), 2017 nucleotides long. It is a transcript of the gene svopb, whose product is annotated as SV2 related protein b. Bases 154 to 1770 code for a protein of 538 amino acids. Lineage: Eukaryota; Metazoa; Chordata; Actinopteri; Cypriniformes; Xenocyprididae. Gene Ontology annotation, biological process: transmembrane transport. Gene Ontology annotation, molecular function: transmembrane transporter activity. Gene Ontology annotation, cellular component: membrane. The record is from RefSeq and is a predicted model, not a curated record. The transcript has 16 exons.
GAGGACUGUUUAACUACUUAAGGCCAAGCCAACUCACUUAGUUUACCGUCCCCAAUGUUAUGUUGAGGUAAUCAGAGUCGCACACUGGUCUAACCUGUUCUAUAGCUAAAUGUGCUGUUAUGGUUUAGCGUUCCUUUAUAGCGUCCCAGUGAAAUGAGUGGGUUGACAAGAUCAUCGCAGAUGGCUUACAAGCGAUGGAAAGACGCUGAUAUCAGUGUUCAUGAGGAGCAGUCUGGGAAUAAUGAGCCUAGCAAUGAAAGAAUUUGCACUAUUCUGGAGCAAGAGGAUUUGGGGGACAGCAAGACCAGAAGCUCUGGAAUGUCAGAAACAUUUACUGUGGAGGAAGCAGUUGAGGCUAUUGGUUUUGGAUGGUUUCAGUGGAAGCUGUCUAUGAUAACUGGAGUUGCGUGGAUGGCUGAUGCUAUGGAAAUGAUGCUCCUUAGUAUUCUAACUCCUCAACUGCACUGUGAAUGGAGGCUCUCGAGCUGGAAAGUGGCAUUCAUAACAGCGGUAGUGUUCAUUGGAAUGAUGCUCAGCUCCUCACUUUGGGGAAACAUUUCAGACAAGUAUGGCCGAAAAGUGUGUUUAACACUGUGCAUGCUGUGGACAUUGUACUAUGGGCUUCUCAGUGCUUUCGCACCUGUUUAUAGCUGGAUCUUAGUCUUGCGAGGCCUCGUGGGAUUUGGCCUGGGAGGAGCCCCUCAGUCUGUGACAUUAUAUACUGAAUUCCUCCCGGUGAAAACCAGAGGGAUAUCCAUAAUCCUGUUAGGGGUGUUCUGGGCCUUGGGUGCUGUGUUUGAAGUGUUACUGGCUAUGGUGGUCAUGCCCACAUUAAGCUGGAAAUGGCUGCUAGCUUUCUCCACUUUUCCUCUUGUUGUCUUUGCUGCCUCCUGCUGUUGGUUACCAGAGAGUGCUAGAUUUGAUGUACUGAGAGGCAGAGAAGACAAGGCCCUGAAGACUCUGAAACAUGUAGCAGCGUCUAAUGGGAGCACUAUGCCUACAGGAAGACUUAUAGCCAACACACAGAAUGAUCGUGGGAGAAUUAGAGAUCUUUUUAUUCCAGAAUACUGCAAGACAACACUUUUGGUCUGGUUUAUCUGGCUAUGUAGUGCUUUUUCAUAUUAUGGUCUUGUGCUGCUAACCACUGAGAUGUUCCAAGCAGGAUCUGCGUGUAGUGUCACUGACAACUCAAGUAUGGAACCUCGGUGCAAUUUGGAGUGCAUAUAUCUGACUAUUGAUGAUUAUAAGGACCUUUUGUGGACCACCUUAGCAGAAUUUCCAGGUAUUCUGAUCUCCGUGUGGAUGAUUGAUCGAAUUGGCCGGAGAAAAAGCAUGGCUUUUUUUUUUUUAGCAUUCUCUCUGAGUAUCAUGCCACUGUACACCUGCAUACAAAGGACAGUUCUCACAGUCUUUAUUUUCAUUGCUCGAGCCUGUAUAACAGCAGGCUGGCAGGUUGCAUAUGUUUAUACACCUGAGGUUUUCCCCACCGCAACCAGGGCUAUUGGUAUUGGUACAAGCAGCGGGAUGGCUCGUGUUGGAGCUCUCAUCACACCAUUUAUUGCUCAGGUACUUCUGAAAACAUCAGUUUAUCUGGCUCUGUCUGUGUAUUUAAUAUGUUGUUUGCUGGGCACAGUAGCAUCCUGGGCUUUGCCUAUGGAAACAACAGGGCGGAGCUUACAGGAAUCAACUCAAAACACCAUGGAACAAAAACACAUGGAAAGACCGCAUGGUUCUGAGAUAGCCGAAUCCUCCAGCAACACAUCUCCUUAACAGCACAUGGAAAACUGAAACUGUUUGAUGUCAGAAAAACAAUGUAUGAUCAGGCCAUUCUGGUAUAUACUAAAUGUUGUGUAAGUGCAUUCUAAAGGUACUGAUUCAUAGGAGAUUUUUAGAUAAAUAAUAUAUGCAUGUAUUAUGUGUUUCUGGUCUUUUUUCUUUUGAAAUGGUACAUAAACCCGUUUAUGAUACCAAGUACUUGUGUAACUAAAAGACCCAAUGAAAUGGUUUGACAAGUGAA